AUGGAUGCAGGGCAUGCGGUAGCGGCGUGCCACGGUGGUUUGGGCGUGGUGCUUCCAAAUCAGGCAAGAAUAUUGGAGUUCGCGAGUAACAGCCACCUGCAGCACUCGCGUCUGCGCCUAGAAGCUAUGGCCGGCCGUCGUCCAGCCAACGCUGGUAAGGCCAAUGCCAAUUUGCCUCCAUAUGUUUUUUGUUCCCCGGAACAGGCUCAAAAUCAUGCCGAACAAACGCGUAACGGAAUGUAUUCUCUUAACACGGCGGAGAUAUUCUGGCGAGACAGGCAGCCCUACCUCGACGAGCGCGGUUAUGCACUACGGCCUCGAUAUCAUCAGAAUUGGUCUCCGUCGUGGCAAGGAACCAACAUGGAGCCAAUGUUUUGCGAAGAUUCGAUAAGAUUGAUAAUCUGUGUUGUCAUCGAUGCUAUUCGCAAGUCUGACGGGCUGUCGGUCUCCAUAAAGAUAGUGAAGCGAGACGAUGACGAAGUCCGCAUCGCGAGCUAUCUAUCAAGACCUGAAGUGUCCUCACACCCUCUGAAUCACUGUGUGCGUGUAUUGGAUAUAUUCCCGGAUCUCUUUGACCAAGAGACGGCGUUCUUGGUCAUGCCCUAUCUUCGCCCUUUUAACAAUCCCGACUUUGGUGCGAUCGGGGAAGUCACCGAAUUUGUUAGGGAAACGCUGGAGGGUUUAACUUUCCUGCAUAGUCAACAUGUCGCACAUCGGGACUGUGCAGCCGCUAACAUCAUGAUGGACGGCACACCGCUGUUUCCACAGGGUCACCAUCCCGUGCGUCGCCAAAGCAGUCCAGAUGGUAUCUACCUCCUAUCACCUCUAUCUCGUAUCGACCAUCCCGUUCGAUACUACUUUAUCGACUUCGGCAUCUCUUCUCUGUUCAAGGAGGGCGAAUCGCCAUACGUUGUAGGGAGGAAGGGACGGGACAAGGAGCUUCCGGAGUUAUCGGACGAUGUUCCGUACAAUGCUUACAAGGUCGACGUCUUCAUCCUGGGCAAUUUAUUCAAAAAGGAUUUUUUGCAGAAGUAUUAUGGCCUUGAAUUCCUUGAACCCCUGGUAAAAGCCAUGACCGCGCGAGAUCCGGCCCAUCGUCCUGACGCAGAGGUCGCACUGUCAAUAUAUCAUGAUAUCCGUCGAGGGCUGGAUCCUUCGCUGCUGCGCUGGCGGCUUCGUGCGCGAGACGAAUCUGCACCCGAGCGUAUCCUCUAUGACUCUGUCGCAGUUGCACGGGAAGGUAUAUACCGCCUGAAGCAUAUCGUCGGUUAG
Sparassis crispa is the source of this 1272-nucleotide messenger RNA. RefSeq lists its product with no specific name. Bases 1 to 1272 code for a protein of 423 amino acids. Gene Ontology annotation, biological process: protein phosphorylation. Gene Ontology annotation, molecular function: protein kinase activity; ATP binding. NCBI's taxonomy places the organism in Eukaryota, Fungi, Basidiomycota, Agaricomycetes, Polyporales, Sparassidaceae. The transcript is spliced from 5 exons. The record is from RefSeq and is a predicted model, not a curated record.